Notolabrus celidotus (New Zealand spotty) is the source of this 5398-nucleotide messenger RNA. Its product is annotated as partitioning defective 3 homolog B-like. Gene Ontology annotation, molecular function: protein binding; phosphatidylinositol binding. The transcript is spliced from 24 exons. Gene Ontology annotation, biological process: cell adhesion; establishment or maintenance of epithelial cell apical/basal polarity; intracellular protein localization. The coding region runs from base 368 to 4153 and encodes 1261 amino acids. Gene Ontology annotation, cellular component: adherens junction; apical plasma membrane; cell cortex. Lineage: Eukaryota; Metazoa; Chordata; Actinopteri; Labriformes; Labridae. The record is from RefSeq and is a predicted model, not a curated record.
GUUUCCUGGAGGACAGGAGUCGCUGUGAUUUCUUCCUGGUUCCUGCAGCACUUUGUUUUGUUUGGGUGGAUCAGCGCACAGCUCAGCAUGACAGAAACUCUCACUCUGCAGCUGUAGUCACCUUUUUCCUCCACUUUUAAACACCUUGUUACCUGAGAAUAUGUCGUCUGCUGAAGUUUUCACCCCACAGCCUGACUCGGUGAAGACGGACUAGUGAGUUCUCCGUGAUUUCAUCCUGACCUGAGACACCUGUUGCUCCAGUUUCGACACACAGGUGCCACAAAGGGAGCAGCUCCGGGUCGGGGAACACUGUACACUUGAGUUAAUAUCUGAACUGUCUCUGAAGCUAUUGUAGAUUACAGUUAAUAUGAAAGUGACGGUAACUUUCGGGGAUACUGCCGUGGUGGUUCCCUGUAAAGCUGGAUGGACAGUCCGGGAUUUAAUCGAUCAGGCGACAAGGAGAUACCGCAGGAUCGUGGAGAAGGAUGGGGGGACUGCAGUGAAGACCCACCACUUGGAGUACAUGGACGGAGGGAUUCUAGACAUGGACGACAUGCUGAGUGAUCUGGUGGAGGACAGAGACAGGUUGGUGGCGAUGUUCGAUGAAGUCCAGCGCAGCAGGAUGGACAGUCCCAGAGAGAGCAUGUCCAACGGCUUCUCCAGCGCCACCGCCAGCCCCGAGCCCAUCACCUACUAUCCACACCUGGAGUACCUGGAGCCGGACAGAGGGGAGAUCGAAGUCAACGAGGCCAGUCUCAAAGCAAACACACCUCUGCUGGUGAGGAGCAGCAGUGACUCAGCCUUGGCCCCGCCCCUUAAGGUUAAAGCCGCGCCCCCAAUUGGUGACAUCAGAAAUGGGUCUCCUGAACCGGAAGUCCACCAUGUUUUGAAAGGAGCGUUGGAGCGACUUCGCACAGAAGAGCUGCCUGCUCAUUUUCUGCCCCCUCACAAGAUGACCCAAGUGAACUACAGUACCAUGACCAGGAUCGUGGAGUUUCCAGGUGACUGGGGCCCUCUGGGUAUCCACGUCGUCCCCUACUGCUCCUCUCUGAGUGGACGGACCCUGGGCCUCCACAUUAAAGGCAUCGAGGAAAACAGCCGUGCCAAGAAGGAGGGGCUCUUUAAGGAGGACGAGUGCAUCGUUCAGAUCAAUGACACACCACUGCAGGACAAGACCUUUGUACAGUCUCAGGAAGUCUUCCGCCAGGCCAUGGGCACCCCUGCCGUGCGUCUCGAAGUCCUGCCAGAGGCCAACAAACCUCGCUACGAGAAGAGCCUGAUCGGUCAGCUCUUCGACGGCAAGGAGCCCGUCGCCAAAGUAAAAAGUCCGGUCUUAGUCCGAGCUCGAGCAGACACCCAACAGGAGCCCAGACAAGAACCCAGACUAGAACCAAGACAGGAACCAAGACAGGAACCAAAGCCGAACACCAGACUAGAAGUGAGGCAGCCUGAACCACGAGGGAGGACCCCUGAGCCACCUGCUGCACCGCCUGUGGUGAUCCAUCCCGGCCCCUUAGAGAGGGUCUCUCCUACACCUCCAGCCGGGGCUGGACGUUUCUCCCCGUCUCCAAACCCAGGCAACCAGAGUCCGCUGACCAGUAAGAGUCCUGUCCCGCCCAGCCUGGCCAACCUUACCAACAAGAAGGGAGGGAAGAGGCUCAAGAUCGACCUGAAGAAAGGCACAGAGGGUCUUGGCUUCACUGUGGUGACCCGGGACUCGUCCGUCCACGGCCCAGGGCCAAUCCUGGUGAAGAACAUCCUGCAGCGUGGUGCAGCAAUCAAAGAUGGACGCCUGCUGCCUGGAGACCGCAUCCUGGAGGUGAAUGGAGUCGACAUGACAGGCCGCAGCCAGGAGGAGCUGGUGGCCAUGCUGCGCAGCACCAAACAGGGAGAGAGCGUGUCUGUGGUGGUGGCGCGGCAGGAGGACAUCUUCCUGCCUCGGGAGCUGAAAGGCGAGGAGGCGGGCAGCCUGGUGUACGAGGACGGGAGGGAGCAGCUCAUGUACGAGGUCCCGCUGAACGAAUCCGGUUCUGCCGGCCUCGGGGUGAGCCUAAAGGGGAACAAGUCCAGAGAGACCGGGGAGGACUUGGGGAUCUUCAUCAAGUCCAUCAUCCACGGAGGAGCUGCUUACAAGGACGGUCGCUUGAGUGUGAACGAUCAGCUCAUCGCAGUAAACGGCGAGUCCCUGCUCGGACGCUCCAACCACGCCGCCAUGGAGACUCUGAGACGCUCCAUGUCGUCGGAGGGAAACAGCCGAGGCACCAUCCAGCUCGUGGUGCUGCGAGCUCCCCGACAGAGUGGAAGUGCCAGCCCGGCACCGAGCACAUCCACAAACGGACUCCAACCAUACAGCCAAACAUCCUCCAGCAAUCAGGAGCCUUGGGGCCACAAUGCUGCAUACCAGGGCCCCCCAGGACCCUCCAGACCCCCGAACACAGAGCGCACCAUGAACGGUCCGAGCCCCACUCCGAUGGCGACCAACAGCUACGCGUACAGAGACACUGCAAGUGCCGGGUAUCCUGCUGCGACCACCAACGGCAGCUACGGCCACUACGGCUACGAGGACGACGAGCUGGAGCAGAGCUUCCCCCCGCCUCCCUCCCCUGACACUGUGGAGAAAAUGAACAGAGACUCCCCGAGACCUCUUUCUCAACACAGCGACUUCCAGAAGCAGCCGCACGCCAACACAGCUUUCUACGCCGAGAGGGACAACUACCCUCGCAACAGGGCGUCCAAGAGCAUGGACCUGGUGGCUGAUGAGAGCAACAUGGGCUCACUGGCUGGGCCGAGGAACGAGCCUUCAGCUGGAGGAGCUCUAGGUCCAACCCUGGGCCUCAUGAAGUCCAGCUCCCUGGAGAGCCUCCAGACGGCCGUGUCGGAAGCCGAGCAGAGCCACAACAAAGCCCGGGUGCCUUUCCACCGCCCGCGGCCCAACAUGGUGCGAGGCCGCGGGUGCAACCAGAGCUUCCGCAUCGCCAUCGACAAAUCCUACGACGGACCUUCUGAGGACGACGACGACAUGUCAGAGCAGAGCUCCGGCCAGGAAACGCCGGCCAGCAGCUCCUCCCGCCAAGGCCUGGACGUAGACGACGGAAACAAGAAGAAGAAGAAAACCAAAGACAAGAAAGUGAAGAAGCCUAAAGGGAAGAACUCUGGGGAGGAUCUGGAGAAGAAGACCAAAAAGAAGGGAUUCAACCUCUUAAGGUUUGGAAAGAAGAAAGACGACAAGAGCAAAGACGCCAAAGCUGCCAAGAACAAACUGGAGGCUCUGAGUGAAGAGGAGCUGGACAGGAUCCCUGAGAGCAACAGCUAUGAUCCACGUUACGCCGAGAUCCACGCAGGCCACCUCAACCCCGACCCCAACUCCUUCCCCGAUGUCGAAGACGACGAGAGCGACCCCAACUACGCCCGCAUCAACAACUUCCGCCAGGCGCCAUCACCUCAGUCGUUUAUCAGUCGCACACCCUCUCCUGCGAUGCUGACAGGAGGUUCUAACCCGCUCCGGGCGUCAUCGGAGGAGCUGGACCAGCUCUACGCCAAGGUCAACAAGCCCAGACCUCAGCCUGCUCAACAGAACCUGCUGCAAACGCAGGGGGACAGUGAUCCACGUCUCCAGGGGUUGCGUCGGGAGCACCAGCAGGCCCGAGCUGCUCCAGGCUACGAUGAGCUAGAAUCAGCCCGACGCAGAGUCCUGGACUACGACCCAAACCGGGUGGCCCCCAGAGGAGCUGAAUCCCGCCCUGCGAGAGUCUACGAAGAGGUUGACCGUCAGUACCCCACACAGCCCAGGAGGGAUCCAUAUGACUACCCCACACACUCCAGACCGGCCCCUCUAUACCAGGAAGUCUCCAGCCGUGUCCCCCAGCAGGUCCCGAACAACGCUCGGUACAACCCUUCCUCUCCACUGCCGGGCCAGCAGCAGUAUCGUGCCGCAGUGAGGCAGGACAUCCCGCCUUCUCCCUCAGCCGGCCGCAGAGGGCGACAGUACUACGAGGCCGUCGGAGGGCGAGGAGGAGCAGACGGGUACCGGCAGCCCAGCCCGGGGCGCUACAUCAGCCCGGACAGGAACCGCGGGAACAGCCCGGACUUCGGCUAUGCAGACGAACGACAGCCUGACCCUCGGCGGAAGAACCCGAUGAUAGGUGCUGUUUGAGGUAGUCAGCCAGUCACACACAGAGUAGAAAUAAGCCAAAUUCAUGCAUUUUGAGUUCGUUCAGCCGUCACCCGGCGGCCUUUGUGUUAAUUUAUCUGAUCAGGACGUCAUAAGUCGCACGCUGAGAGGCUGAACGAGGCUCGUUGCAGAGGUAAGAGGAGAUUUAACAAGUCUGGAGACUUGUGUGUACAGAAACAAACAGCUGCCUGUGUAUAUUUGCUAGUGUUCCAAUGUUUAUAACAACAGGCUCUUAUUUUGAAUGGAUUUUAUAUUGUAGAAAUGAUAUUAAAUAAAGGGCGAUCAUUCUAUAUCUCUAUGAACUUAAUUUAAACCUGUAUAGAUCAACUUUGUUCCAGCAGGCAGGGCAGGAAGGCAGCGCACAAGCUGAUCAAACUAGAGGAAGUGUAGAGGGAUCACCUUGACCAGCCGGCGUCCACAAACAGGAAGAGGAAGUAACACCCUUCAAAGUAUCUUCUGGUGCUUGAUGUUUUUGUCGGUUGGACUUCCUCUACAUCCUGCAGGCUCUCUGUUGUUUUUUGUAUUUUUGCCUUUGAUUAUUCGGAUGAUGGAUUUAUGUAUAUGUGUUAAAAGUGUAAAUCAAUAACUGUGUAAAGAUGGACGACGCGUCAGAGCCUCAGGUUGUGGAAAAGUGAAGCCAAAAUGUCCCCGUAAUGCAGUAGCAAUCAGCUAAUGGACAACCUGACCAAACACCAGACUUAUGCUCCGAUAAUCCGGUGCACAGAGCGCUGCAGGAGCCUCAUUGGUAAACAGAGCUGUCAAUCAUGAUCUCACUGGCCCUCCUUUUUAAGGUAAAAUAAGUUAGAACUAACAUUAUCCAAAAUAAGAUGGAUGAACUUGAUUUAAAGUCUUGUUUGCAAUCUUUUAACAUGUAGGAGGCGGAGCUUAAUGACCCACUCUGCAGCCAGCCAGCAGCUCCAAAUAUUGGCUUCACUUCCCAGGAGCUGUUAGGUGGUCCAUCUUUUCGUACACCCUGUGGUAUGAAUGCAAAGAUAAUUAGUCUAUAAGUGAUGUUUUUGUUGUCUCUCCAAUGAAAUGUAUACAUCUUGAUCCAAAAACAAGCAACACAACCAAUAAAACAGCACACAUAACCAUUUUAACCUUAACAUAUGAUUAGUAAACAUCACUGCACUGAAAUUAAUUACCUGGAGGUUUGAUUCAACACGCUGUCAGACGGGAGCGUGACUUUUAUACAAAUAUUUUGCAUUAAACGUUUUUGAAACCGUC